AUGAAGCUUAACAUCAGCCUUUUGUUAUCUCUCGGCCAGCUCGCGGCAGCCGGUCAAAUCCUCGAUAUUAGGGAUGGAACCGAGACCCAAUGCUACGCCUUCGACGCCGUCGACAAUGAGAAGACUUUGGAUUUCAACUCUUUUAGCGCGUGUGCAGAGGAGUGUCUGAAAUCGGACCAAUUUGUAAUCGGAAUGCGGAUAUCAGGCUGCUUCUGCCUUGACAGCCUGCCACCGGACGACAAGAAAGUAGACGCGUCCGAGUGCACCGAGCCUUGCCCCGGCUAUGGCCUCCAUAAAUGCGGUGGUAAGCCCGGGUACUACUCUGUAGGCAGCUUCGACGCAUCCUACUUCGACUCAUCUAAUACGACAAAUACAACAUCGACGUCAUCCGAUACAGCCUCUUCGACCACUUCCGCCACAGCAAUCGCCAGCUCUUCAAAUGUGCCUUCGAACAGUACCACCUCUGCCACGCCUGCCUCUAGCUCUGCUUCAGCAAGCUCUGCUUCAGCAAACCCCACUGUCGAAAGCAGUAGUGCAGCAGCACCCGGCUUCGGGUCCAGUGACACUGCGAUCUCGUCUUGGGCCUACGCCGUGGCUGUUCUGGUUGCUCUCAUCUAG
Molecule: messenger RNA, 618 nt
Organism: Diaporthe citri
Lineage: Eukaryota; Fungi; Ascomycota; Sordariomycetes; Diaporthales; Diaporthaceae
Exons: 2
Coding region: 1-618 (205 amino acids)
Source: RefSeq, a predicted model, not a curated record